Messenger RNA from Engraulis encrasicolus (European anchovy), 2347 nucleotides. RefSeq lists its product as uncharacterized. The transcript is spliced from 2 exons. The record is from RefSeq and is a predicted model, not a curated record. NCBI's taxonomy places the organism in Eukaryota, Metazoa, Chordata, Actinopteri, Clupeiformes, Engraulidae. The coding region runs from base 1 to 1983 and encodes 660 amino acids.
AUGGCUGAUUUUAACCUGCGCUACGGAGGAACGCUUUUCUACCAGUACCACAAGGCUUUCUCCGCAAAAUCAGCCUCCUUCGUCUCCCUCUACAACGCGCGCCUGGAUUGGGCCAUCCAAGAUACCGAACUGCUAGUGCGGCACUUCGGCGGCCAGCGCGCCCUCACCUGCUCAAUCUGCAGCGCAUACGGCCACUCAGCCGGGUUCUGCCCACGGACUGUGCCCGGGGCUGCCGCCACGGGCGCCGCUCUCAUUCCCCCCAGCUAUCCCAAUCAGUUUCUGCCACGACCCCCACCCGCAGAGUGUCUGCCCUCGUCGAUUCCGCCCGAUGGCCAAGGGCCGGGGCAGGGGCCAGCCACGUUUCAAGCAAUUCUGAAUGGUCACCCUUCCACUCCCAUUAAUGUCCCCCUCCUGGCCAGCUAUCUGUUCAACCACCACGACACGUCCUUUGUAGACUAUCUGAUCACCGGGCUAUCUCAGGGGUUCCGGGUUGGGGUAGUCUCUCCUCCAUCCUCUUCCUUCAUUGCGAGGAAUCUGCAAUCUGCUGUGUCUGACCCAGACGCCGUUUCAACCCUCCUGCAGAAGGAAUUGAAUAAAGGCUAUGUCAUCGGGCCCUUCAAGUCUCCUCCCUUUUCUGUCUAUAGGGUUAAUGCAAUCGGGGUAGCCACCCGGCGUUAUUCAGGGAAAAAGCGCCUUAUUUUCGAUAUGUCGUCUCCCCAUUCGGAUCUAGUGGCUAGCGUUAACGAGGCCAUCCCCCUUGCCCCUUUUUCCCUAUACUAUGCCUCGAUCGAUAACGCUAUCCACAUGAUCAAAACCGCGGGUCACGGCGCGUGGUUGGCCAAAGCUGACAUCACCGAUGCUUUUAAAACCAUGCCCAUUCACCCCGCGGACUGGCCGCUGUUCGGCAUCCAGUGGCAGUCUAAAUUCUAUUUCGCCGUCCGGCUGACAUUCGGGUGCAGAAGCAGCCCCCACAUAUUUAAUUGUCUCUCUGAGGCUCUGUGCUGGGUGCUGCUUAACGUCUAUAAAGUGCCUUUUUUGUUGCACCUUUUAGAUGAUUUCUUGCUCGUCGACUUUCCCUCCCUCCGCACCGGCGUCCUGGACACCCUAAAAUGCGUUUUCACUGAGUUAGGCGUGCCUCUGUCCGAGGAGAAAACCAUAGGUCCAUCGACUACUAUCGAAUUUCUGGGCAUAGUCCUGGACACCGAGAAGAUGCAGGCAUCCCUGCCUCUUGAUAAAUUGGAUCGCAUUCGUACAGUCAUAGCGUCAUUUCUCUCCGCCCCGGCCGUCUCCAAGCGCGAAAUGCUCUCCCUCCUCGGGCAUCUAAAUUUCGCUAUGAGGAUAAUCCCCCAGGGGCGCUCGUUUAUAUCUCGCUUGCUGACGCUAGCUCACUCCGUCCCUAACCUGAGCGACACGAUCCCCCUCGAUGAAGGUGCCAGAUCUGAUCUCGGUUUCUGGUGUCAACUGUUGCGCUCGUGGAACGGCGUCUCCUUUUUCUAUAACGAUGUACACGAAUCAUCCGACUCCCUGGCGCUUUUCACCGAUGCGGCCCCGUCUGUUGGCUUUGGGGGUUACUUCCAAGGGCAGUGGUUCGCUGAUACUUGGCCGGUGGAGUUCCGAACCCCUGCCUCUGGGAGCGCCUCUAUCGCGUUGUUUGAGAUUUACCCGAUCGUGGUGGCUAGCAUGCUCUGGGGCAAAGAUUGGUCACGUAAGCGCAUAGUCCUGCACUGCGAUAACGAAGCCGUGGUUAACAUCAUAAAUAAGGGCCGCUCAUCCUGCACCUCGAUCAUGUCCCUCGUCCGGCGCUUAACCUGGCAGUCUGUUUUGUUGAAUUUUAUUAUCACUGCUGAGCAUAUACCUGGCUCCCACAAUGUUGUCGCUGAUGCUCUCUCCCGUUUCCGUUUCCAGGACUUCAGACGUCUAUGCCCAGCCGCGCGCCGGGACCCGAUGCCAUGCCCUCCGCUCCAGGAUCUGAUACUGGAUUGAACGCGUUGCCCCCCUCAAUGCGUAACUCGAUUGGUCACUACAUGUCAAAAGGCUUGGCGCCAUCUACUCUCAGGGCUUACAGAUCAAGCUGGUCCCUGUUCUCUCUAUUCUGUUUCUCUCUGAAUGUGCCACUAUUCCCCAUGUUGAUUUCUACAGUUUGCGCGUUUUUGGUUUUUCAUUUCGAGUCUCGUAAUCUUAACAUAUCAUCCAUUCGCAGGAUGCUGUCGGGCAUUCAGUUCUACGCUCGCUGCCACGACCCAGACCACCCUAGCCUAUUUUCGCACACCUCCAUUCGCCUCCUCUUAAAGGGCAUGGCCAAAUCCGUACCCAACGCACCCGACACUAGACUACCCAUCACCCUCGA